GUGUGUGAGGUGAGAAAUAUUAAAUACAUGUUUUAUUAUAUUGCAGAUCACCCUUUUUCUGAUACGUAUAAUAUAUUAAAUAGUAUCGAACCCAGCAGCCGUAUUUGUGUUAUUACUACAACUAUAAUACCUAGACUAGGCUGUGACAAUGGCGCCCACACGUUGGUUUUAAUUAUACUUUCUUCGUUGGAUUGAGGGUGAUUCGUAAAUUUUACAACAUCGUUGGAGUUCAUCAUUUAUUCAUUAUAUCUUCCAUUUUCCUUGGCUAGCCGUUUUGUUUUUCCAUUUUCCACUACUACUAUACCUGUGCGCUAUUAAAACCCACUCGAGCAUGACUGAACAUUGGUCACCAUUCACCAAACUUUUCGCCGAUCACCAGCUGUUUAUAGUGAUCGACAUGUGUGCACUCGUCCGAUAGGCCUACACCGCUGGAAAACGUGUAUAUCUGGACAUUCCGCGUGCCAUCCAAAAUUCCAGGGACUGUGACUUUUCCGUAGUUUAAAUAUUUAUUCUAUUGACUGUUAAAUUUCAUUCUAUUGUGUUUAACUGUUUAAUAUCGUAUUGUCAUUGUUUAUUUAUAUACGUGAGUGAAGUGUGAGCGUGUAAGAAAGUGUAAAAUCUAAAUAACGCAAUUUAGUUCUUUAGUACACACUCAGGUAUUACAGCGAAGUAAGUGACAGAUUAACAUGUCAGCAUGUGCUAACAUUUUCAUUGCACUCUAUCAACAUUCUCAAUAUUAUUUUUGAGCAGAGGAAAUUCGAGUGAGCAGGUGCGUGUUUGAUUGACACAGUUUGAAGUCAUCAUUUAGAUCAUUCAUUUCAUUCAUCAUAGUUAUUAUAUUGACAUUGCUAAUACUUGACUAACUUUAUUGAAUUGUAUUUAGAUAGUAUAUCUUUAGAUUUACAGGCUCCUGAUAACUGUUUGCAGUAUUUACAGUUCUAAUAUUUCAGAUUACGUACGCGACACUGGUGUAGCAGUUUCAAAUAUUAAUUACUAUUUUCUUUAUUACAGGUUACCAGUAAUCACCAGAAUUUAAACCAAAACUUACUUUUGUAUUUAGUUUGUAUUGAAUUGUUUUAGGAGUUUAAUUUACUUUAAUUAGUUUCGAUAUUUAAUGAGUAAUAGUAAAUUACAGAAAUAUUUAGAAAAACCAGUUGAUCAGAAGAAAUUAGUUAGUCAACCAGUAUUGAUUAGUACAAGUUUAGGUAACUACCUGAAAAAACAUUUAGAUCUAUUGAAAGAAUAUCAUUUAUACUUGCAUUUUGAAUGUAGACCUGGUGCUCGAUUUACAGAUUUUUACAGUUGGUUAAAUUACAAUUUACGUGCUCUUUUUGAACAGUACGGCCAUUUGACGUUGUAUAUUUGGCUGGGUACAUGUGACAUCACAAGAAAAUUUGGUAAGUUUAUUUCUUUAGUUUCUGAUGAUUCUCAGUCUAUUGUAGAGAAUGUUGUUCACCAUAUAGAUAGUUUUCAUUCAAUUGUCAAAGAAUUUAAGGGAGUUAAACUCAUAUUUUUGGAAAUUCCCCCUUAUUCUAUAGCAGAAUGGAAUAAAAGCAGAGAACAUUGUGAUCCUGAUAGUUUUCUUGCUCAGGACAAAGUUUUGAUUGAAAUUAUCAAUUCCAUUAAUUCUCAUUUAAGGGAAGUCAAUGACAAAUUAUCUGUUUAUAGUCCCAGGUAUAAGCUAGAUGUUUUGAAGUAUAGAAAAGGGAAAGACAAAUCUCAAAGAGUUUCAUUGAAUUUUCAAUUAUAUUUGGAUGGAGUACAUCCCGGACCAAUGUUAGCCAGAGUGUGGUUAAAAAGACUUAUUGAGAACAUUUUUGUACAUUGUUCUUAGAUGUCUUAAUAUAUACAGUGUUGUUGAUACAUUACUGUUAUACUUGGAGCAGGUAUCUGUUGGCAGGGACUGACCCAAUCACAGAAUUCUUACCUGUUAUCCAAUACACUGUAUCAUAGAUUUGUUCAUGUAUAUAGUAUUACACUGUUGGGUUUGUGUUGGUAGGGAUUGACCCAAUCAUACUUUUAUACCUUAUCAGUUGUUUUACUAUUGCAUGUUAUAUUUCUGUCAUUUAUUUACAUAAUGGCAGACUCAGGUAAGGAAGAAUUAGGUAAGAAGAAGUUAGAUAAGGUAGAAACAGAUAAGAAAAAGUCAGAUAACAAAGAAUCAGGUAAAAAAGAAUCAGGAAAGGAAGACUCAGGUAAAGAAUCGGCAAAGAUGCCAUUAGCUAAGGCAGAAACAAAGGAUGAUACAGGUGCAAGUUCUUUACAGCAUCACAUAUCUGAGGUACAAAAAGAUCCAAACUACAGAGUCUUAACUAAGGAAGAGUAUGAUCUCUUAGUAAAUGCUAGUUUAAAGCAAGGUAAAACUAGUACCCCUUUAGUUAAAACAAAGAUCUCAACAAUGGAAAAAGUCUUACAUAGUGCAGGUAAGCCAGUGCAUUUUGAUUUUCCAAAGACACCAGAUAUCCCUCCUACCCCUACAUGUACAAUUAGCACCCAAUACAACUUUCCAAAGUUACCAACAUUUAGUGGUGCUGAUGAUUCCAAGCAAGGUGAGGUGAAAUAUGAAGUGUGGAACUUUGAGGUCAAAUGCCUUCAAAAUUCAGGUCAGUACCCGGAGCACAUUUUAUUACAGUCAGUUAGAAAUUCACUGAAAGGGCUUGCCCGAUCAAUGUUAGUGUCUAUUGGAGAAAAUGCUUCUCUGAAAGAUAUUCUAACCAAACUUGAUGGUUUUUUUGGAAAUGUUGCUUCAGGGGAAACUCUUAUGCAAUCUUUUUAUAACGAUAUGCAAAAAGAGGGAGAAUCACUAGUAGUGUAUGCAUCUAGAUUAGAAGAUACCUUAUCUAAAGCUAUAAAAUAUGGCCAUAUAGAUGCCGUAGCAAAAGACGGUAUGCUAAGAAGUAAAUUUUGGACUGGUUUGUACAAUGUACAGUUAAAACAAAGUACAAGACAUUUAUUUGAUUCAGUUAAAAACUUUGAAUAUCUUCUUAGGGAAAUUAGAAAAGUACAGCAAGAAGAAUUGUCAACACCGGUGAGAAAGACACAGAGAGCAUUCCAACAAGCAGAGAGAGCAGAAACAACAGAUUUACAAAAGGAACUGCAGAAACUGACAUCAACAAUGCAAAGGUUAGAGAGCAAAAGUGACAGUACCUCUCAAAGUUUUCAACAAUUAAGCAGUAAAGUAAAUCGGUUAGAAAAAAUGUCAAACCAGCAAAGUCCAAACUUUAGUGGGUCAAGUAGAGGUAGAGCAAGAGGAUUUGGUUUUCGUGGAAACUCUAGUAGAGGCUAUGUCCGCAGACGAGGUCAAUUUCGGGGUCAAGGUCAUUUCAGUGUAAAUGAAAAUCAAACUCAAUCAAAUAAUCAAGUGCCUCAAAAGAGUAACAAUUCAACAAACUAGUUACCUCUUCUAUUAAAGGGCAGAUGGGGGAGGAAUCUGUAAAUAAAAGCCCUAAAAAGAAUUUGUUGUCAAGAAUGGUGGGUCAAUCAAACGAAAGUAAAAUCAUUAUUAAUGGUGUUGAGAUAAAUGCUUUGAUAGAUACAGGUUCUAUGGUUACAUGCAUGUCAGAAGAGUUUUACAACUCAUUAAGUCAUAAACCUGAACUUCAUAGUAUUGAAGAUUUUGAGUUGAAAGUGUUUAGUGCAGAGGGUAGUACUUUGCCAUAUUCAGGUUAUGUGGAAGUAGAAUUUCAAGUACCUUUUCUGUCAAAAGAAUCAUUCUAUGUACCAGUCUUAGUUAUGAAGGGAACAGAAUACAGUAGUAAAGUCCCGGUAAUUGUUGGUACUAAUAUUAUAAGACUGUGUAGGGAAUAUUAUAAGUGCAUAGAAACAACUAUUCCAGAUGAAUGGGAAUUAGCCUUUACAAAUUUAAGUGUUGAUAGUGAUAUGCCUGUCAAAAGCACAAAUAAAUAUCCCAUUACUGUAGCACCAUAUGAGGUAAGAACAAUUUCUGGAUUAGUUAAGACCAUGGACAAGGUGAGUACUGCUAUAACAGAGCAAAUAGAUACAAAUCAAAAUGGUAGUCUUGUGAUAUGUCCAAGAGUUGUUACAAUCAAAAGUGGCAAAACUUCCCGAGUACCUGUUCGUGUUUGCAAUAUGUCAGCACAACCAAUCAAAAUAGCACCAAAAUCAGUCAUUUGUAACGUAAGUGCUGCAAAGGUGGUAGAUACUUUAGAUUCACCAUUGUUAGAUUCCAAGGACCAUACGUCUUUUAAUCUUGUGGAUGCAGGUAUAAAGGUUAAUCAUAAUAACUUAACCUCAGAUCAGUCAGAAAAGUGUCAUAAUUUUCUUAAUAAGUGGAAGCACAUCUUUUCUACAUCUUUUAAGGACAUAGGGAGAACAGAUUUAGUAGAACAUGAAAUCAAACUAACAGAUAAUGUUCCUUUUAAAGAACCAUACAGAAGGAUACCACCAGCAAUGUUUGAGGAGGUAAGGCAUCAUCUCAAAGAAAUGCUAGAUGCUGAUGCUAUUAGAAAAUCUAAAAGUCCUUAUUGUUCUAAUGUAGUACUAGCCAGAAAAUCAGACGGUUCACUCAGGUUUUGUAUAGAUCUUAGGAAGUUAAACAACAAAACUAUUAAAGAUGCAUAUAAUCUUCCUAGAGUGGAUGAAACAAUUGACACUUUAAUUAGCAGUAAGUAUUUUUCUAAGUUAGACUUAAGA
Molecule: messenger RNA, 4653 nt
Organism: Saccostrea cuccullata (small rock oyster)
Lineage: Eukaryota; Metazoa; Mollusca; Bivalvia; Ostreida; Ostreidae
Exons: 2
Coding region: 2078-3394 (438 amino acids)
Source: RefSeq, a predicted model, not a curated record